AAGUUGACGCGCACCUCCCAUGCUGCACUUUCUAAUUCUGGUUGCCGUUGCCGUGGUUGCAGUCUACUUUGCCAACCGAUUCGCCGAAAGUGCAGUCGAAUAUGGAUAUGCCAAAUCCGUUGGCAGCAGGGCAGGCUCGAUGCGGCAGCUGCUCAACACAUAUUGCCCAUCACUAGUGGACAAGCGUCUAGCGCGCAUGGUUCCAACGCCGUUUCUCUACACGUGCAUGAUGCAGUCCUUGUACAGCCAUUCUCUGUUCAGCAACAUCAAGUACAAUCGCGAGCUCUUUGUGUUGAGCGAUGGCGGCACCGUGUCACUGGACUGGUACCCGGGGCCAGAUUCAUUCGGUGGCAGAUCAACACCGAUUGUUGUCGCCAUGACGGGCAUUGCAGGUGGCUCCAAAGAAUACCAUGUUCGCUGUGUUGCAAAGCGCGUCGCCUGUGACAGAGCCACGCCUUGUCGGUUUGUGUGCAUGAACUUCCGUGGGUGCGCGCGCACCCUGCUCACUAACCGGCGACAGAACGACGCAGUGAAUACCAGCGACUAUCGUGAGGUUGUGAAUUCGAUCUGCGAGCGGUUCCCAGAAGCGCCGGUCUUUGGAGUUGGCUUCUCACUGGGUGCCAGCCUGCUCACAAAGUAUCUUGGCGAGGAGGGCGACACAUGCAAGCUCACUGCCGCCAUCGCCAUCAGCUGCCCGUUCGAUCUGACGGUGGUCAGACGCAUGUUCAACGCAAAAACCUAUUCUCAAUACCUACCUUUUGAGAGAAACAAGGACGUCAUUCUGUCAGGCGAUCAAGGAUUCGAUGCAGACACCAUCAGGAACUGCCAGUCCAUGGCCGACGUCGAGCGCAUAUUCAUCCUCAAGGACGCUGGGUUCAAAACCAGCGACGAGUACUAUAAUGCAGCCUGCAGUGCCAACUACAUAGACCGCAUCGGCGUUCCGUACCUCUCCAUCAACAGUCUGGAUGACCAGAUCACGCCGGUUCAAGGCAUUCCAUUCGACAAGUUCAAGGCAAACCCCAACACAGUCCUGGCGCUGACAGAGCAUGGCGGCCACCUCGGGUUCUUGACAGGGUGGCAGCCUCGGAUCUGGUAUCUGGACACGGUUGCGGAGUUUGUUGCCCUUGGUGCAGUAGCCGGCAGGAAAAGCGGUGUCUUGUGAUUACGAAUAGACAUGCACGCUUCGCAGCAGAAAGCCCUGAGCGAUGUCUUGGCAGUCAUCCAGGUUGUCAAAUCAAACGUGACCUGCUUGAUUUUGCAGGCUCUCCCAACCAUCGCCAACGACUACAUAAG
Molecule: messenger RNA, 1293 nt
Organism: Linderina pennispora
Lineage: Eukaryota; Fungi; Kickxellomycota; Kickxellomycetes; Kickxellales; Kickxellaceae
Product: AB-hydrolase YheT
Exons: 4
Coding region: 20-1162 (380 amino acids)
Biological process (GO): medium-chain fatty acid biosynthetic process; medium-chain fatty acid catabolic process
Molecular function (GO): monoacylglycerol lipase activity; acetylesterase activity
Source: RefSeq, a predicted model, not a curated record